Molecule: messenger RNA, 777 nt
Organism: Penaeus vannamei (Pacific white shrimp)
Lineage: Eukaryota; Metazoa; Arthropoda; Malacostraca; Decapoda; Penaeidae
Product: glutathione peroxidase 2-like
Biological process (GO): response to oxidative stress
Molecular function (GO): glutathione peroxidase activity
Source: RefSeq, a predicted model, not a curated record
GUCACCUGGUGUUCCAACUGAACCGCGAGUCACUCCGUAAGAACUUCACGUGAUAAGCGGCUGUGUGUUCUGUUCUUCUCCCGAAUCCAAGAUGGCCGCCACCUCUUUCUACGAUCUUUCGGCGAAAAAUGUUGCAGGGGAAGCGGUGUCGUUCAAGAAGUACCAGGGGAAGGUGGUGCUGGUGCAGAACACGGCGUCGCUCUGAGGGACGACCACCAGGGACUUCCACCAGAUGAACCAACUCAAGGAAGAGUUCGGCGACAAGCUGGAGGUCCUGGCCUUCCCCUGCAACCAGUUCGGGCACCAGGAAAAUACAACAGACGCAGAGAUGUUGGUAAGCCUGCGUCACGUCCGGCCUGGAAAUUGCUUCGAACCAAAGAUGGAGAUUUUUUCAAAAGUCGAAGUUAACGGUUCUAACUGCCAUCCUGUCUUCCAGUACCUGAAGGAGGCGCUGCCGAUUCCCUUUGACGACCCAGAGAGCUUCAUGAGCGACCCGAAGUUCAUCCUGUGGAGUCCCGUAUGUAGGAGUGACGUCGCGUGGAAUUUCGAGAAGUUUCUGGUCGGCAGGGACGGGAAGCCGUUCAGGAGGUACAGCAGAAGGUUCGAGACGAAGACGAUCGCCGAGGACAUCGCCAAGCUCCUGGUGUGGCCGAAGACGCCGGUCCCUAUCAGCAGCAGCGCAUUCCGUGACCUGCCCUAGCGAGGUCAAGCGAGGGACUGAGGAGAGGAUGGGGACUACGUGGGGAUUUUUUUUUUUUUUUUUUUUUUUUGGGGGGG